Messenger RNA from Papaver somniferum (opium poppy), 1590 nucleotides. RefSeq names its product EID1-like F-box protein 2. The record is from RefSeq and is a predicted model, not a curated record. The coding region runs from base 395 to 1150 and encodes 251 amino acids. Gene Ontology annotation, molecular function: protein binding. Lineage: Eukaryota; Viridiplantae; Streptophyta; Magnoliopsida; Ranunculales; Papaveraceae. The transcript is spliced from 3 exons.
AGUCGCUUCCUCCCUCUUUGUGUCUCGCUCACCUCAACUGAGAAAUGUGAGGAGAGGCAAAAACAUUAACACAGAAGGCAACAGCAGCAGUUGAAGAAUUUCCAUACAGACAUAAAUACCCUUAUAAAAAUUAGAAAUUUCAAUCAUUUUAGCAACCUCACGCCUUUAACCACAAAAACCUCACUUUCAGAUUGACUUCCUUAUAGUACAUGCAGAAGAAGAAAGCCGCAUUUAUCUAGGGUUUGGAAAAAAUAACAAGAUUCAGUCUUUGAUCUUUGUUGUUGAUCAAGACUAGAAGCCUUAAAAUCAUCACUUUUAGGUGUGAUUUUGAGUUUGAAAUUUGAAGUUCUUGACUCCAGAGAUUCGAUUUCUUGGUGAUCCUGAUCAGAUCGUCAUGCCCCACACAAAGCUACAUGUGAAGCAGUACCGUUGUAUACACUCAUCGAGUUGUCCAUGUACAAAAGGUCAUCUAAGUGAAGAUGUGAUUUUGCUGGCAUUUCAACAAUUAAAUUGGAACCCUAGGAUGAUUGCUACCUUGUCUUGCGUCUGCAAAUGGUUUGAUGAUUUUGCUAAAAGGGUUCUAUGGAAAGAAUUCUGCCAUACUAGAGCCCCAAAGAUGUUGGAAGAUUUGGCAUCUAGUGGGAGUCACAGCGUGGAUGGAAGCUGGAAAGCACUUGGGAAACUUCUCCUAUACUGUUCUGGGUGCACCAAGGGAGGCCUUUUCAAUAAUGUACAAGUCCCAGGGCACUUUGUGUACAGGACUCGCUUUUCCAGGACAUCAGGAAAGAGCUUUCUUUUACCCCAGUGCCGAUCAGAUGUGUUGUACGUGUCAGAUCCAUGUGAGCAUCUCGAUCAGGGAGACGAGGGUGAUCUUGGGUUCUUUCGAGGAAUUUUUAAGUCAUUUUCAGUGUCUAAAGUUAGAAAGAUGCUGAUUGAUAGAGAUGCCAAGUUCCACCCAACAGAAGUAUGUCCAUACUGCAAAGCAAAGCUGUGGAGCAUGCUACAAGCUAACAUGGUUCCACGUAGUGCUGGCGGCAGAUUAGGUGCUUAUGAUGAAUGUGUUGAAUAUUAUGUAUGCCUCAAUGGACAUAUGCUCGGGAUCUGCACACUCUUACCUCUGUCUGAUUCAGAGGGUGCAUCUGAAGUAUAGUGGAGCUGGGGAAUGCUCAGGUUUGGGCUCUUAAUCAGACAUAAUAUAUCAUUAACCAUUGUAAGCUUGAGAUUUGUUUGUUGAUGCUGUGGAUAUUUUGAUACUUGGCGCGAUGAAGCUGAAGCGAUCCCUUUAUUCAACUUCUUUAACUCACGGUGGAGUCCUAUUCGCUGUUUUCUUACAAGAGUUUGAAGAACUUCUUACACUAAGAUGCAUCCUGUCUUGCUGUGGCUAGUAUUAUGCCUACCCAGUCAAAAAGGUUUGGAGCUAUUGCUGACCUUUUUUUCGUUAUAGGUUAUGUGUUUUGAGUUACUCUGAACUAUGAUGUUGUCUGUAGACUUUGUACAUCUAUGAUCUGUAUAUUUGAAAUAGCCUCAACGUUUGUAGAAUUUGUAUCACCGAUUCAUGAUUGAUUAGCAUGUUAGCUUUAUAUUUGGGUA